Molecule: messenger RNA, 4080 nt
Organism: Penicillium malachiteum
Lineage: Eukaryota; Fungi; Ascomycota; Eurotiomycetes; Eurotiales; Aspergillaceae
Exons: 3
Coding region: 1-4080 (1359 amino acids)
Source: RefSeq, a predicted model, not a curated record
AUGGCGACAGUCGCAAGUCCUCAGUACAGCGAAUGCGCCAGCAUUGUGCAGGUGGAUUCCGUCCAUAGUGCGGGGACUCUCCAACUAUGCUGGGAAGAUACGGUGGAUAUACUCGUGGAUGACGUGUGGAAAUUACUGGUACUGGGCCAACGGGAAACCGAUAUGGUUCAGUGUCAGAAUGGACACAGUCAGCGUCAGCUGGUCGUUGAGACAGACGCCAGGACCAAUCCCAAACUGAGUUUCCGGUCUCCUGCGCUACCCUUGUACACCCUGCCUCCACCGUCCUACGAUGAUGCCGUGAAGGAUUUACCGCCAGGAUAUGAGACGGAGGAGCGAGCACAGUGCGGAAAGAUAUCUCUGCCUGUGAUGAUUCCAGCACUAGCCCAGAAAUCGAAAUCGAGGCCGGCUGGUAAUUCGUCUGAUCUUUUUGAGGAUCGGAGGAAUUACAUAGAUCUGGACUUUGAGAGUGCGAUAGGUGUACGCGAACACAAAAAGAAGAAGGGAGCCGCACCUAAGAAACAGGCUGCGCCGACCCCUCCGGCCCCUCCUCCUCCUCCUCCGCCGGAAGAAAAUGCACCAUCAGAUGGGGCUGGAGAUGAUCCCUCGAAUGGUGAUGGGGCAGGGAAUGGUGGAGAUGGUGGUGGUGGAGGCGACGGAGGUGGUGACGAUGGCUGGGAUGAUUGGGCUACAGCGGGGUCCAAAAAGAAGACUAAAAAGCAAGAGGAAGAGGAGGAAGAGGAGCGUCUUGCUAAAGAGGAAGAAGAGCGCCUUGCUAAAGAAGAAGAGGAGAAGAAGGCUGCCGAAGCUGCUGCUGCUCCUAAUCUCAGCUGGGCUGAUGAAGGAGAUGGGGCUGGUGAUGAUUGGGCCUUUACAUCGGCUGGAAAGAAGAAGAAAGGCAAGCCUGCGGUAGAUGAAUUCCAGGAGGUCGGCUUGAACGAUGCGGCGCCACAGCUGGAUUUAAGCUUCGACACAGGUCCUAAGACCGGCGGGACUGGUUUCAGUUUCGGCGGCUGGGGCAAAGACUGGAAUACUGGCAGUAAGGGUGGUGCGGGUGGUGCUGGUUGGCUUGGAGGCAUCGGUGAGUCUGCGCCGAAGGAAGAGUCCAAAGAUCUUAAUCCAUGGGCAACUGGGAAGAACAAAUCUUCAAAAGCUCCCGGUGGGUUUGAUUUUGGUGACCUGGGACCUCCUCCUUCCGAAUCCAAGCCUGAAGAUGAUUGGGGUGCUUGGGCAGUGCCACCAGCACCACCGGAACCCGAGCCUGAGGAGGAAUCUGAACCUGAACCUGAACCUAUAAAAGACAUCACCCAAGAAACCUGGUACCUCAGUCUGAACAGCAAGGAGAAGCGAAAGGCCAAGAAAGAGUGGGAGAAAAAGGUAAAGGAAGCACAAGCAGCGGCCGAGGCUAGAGCUCAGGCCAGGGAGGAGAAGAGGAAGGCCAAGGAAGAAGCACUAGCUGCUAAAGAAGAGGAGGAGCGCCUUGUUAAAGAGGAAGAAGAGCGCCUUGCCAAAGAAAUCAAAGAAGAGGAAAGAAAAGCCCAAGAGGAGGCGGAACAGAAGGCCAAGGAGGAAGAAGAGGCCAAAAAGGCACGGGAAGCAUCCAAUGACUGGUCCUGGAAUGUCCCAAGUAAAAAGGACAAAAAGAAGAAGAAGAUCGAUCUUCUGGCUGAUCCAUUACCUGCACCCGACCCCCCUGCCGAGGAUGAUUGGAUGGGUAGUUGGGGAACAGCCGACAAGAAGAAAAAGUCCAAGGAUCCAGAACCACUCAUUGAGGAUCCUAUUCCGGAACCCGCCAAAAAUGGAGAUGACUGGGGUAGCUGGGAUGUCCCUGUCAAGGAGAAGAAGAAAAAGGGCAAGGAACCUGAACCUGAACCGGAGCCUGUGGUUGAACCUGAAGUUAUACCCGAGCCAGAGCCAGAGCCUGAACCUGAACCUGAACCUGAACCAGAGCCGGAGCCGGAAACUGAGCCCGCGGAACCUCUUGAUCCUCUUUAUGAUAAUUGGCACAACCUCUCCUCCAAGGACAGGAAGAAGAGAGAAAAAACAUUAACGCGGAAAGGUCUUCCCAUUCCUGGAAAAGAUGGAUUCCUACUUCCUUCUGACAAGCCACCCGAGCCCGAGCCCGAGCCAGAAAUUCAACCUGAACCCGAACCCGAACUGAAGCCUGAGCCUGAGCCUGAGCCUGAACCCGAACCAGAGCCUCAAACUGACCCGGAGCCUGCGCCAGCAGCCGAACCUGAAAUGCCAGUUGAAGACGAUGGUUGGGGAACCCUGGGAGUAUGGGGUGCUACCAAAACAAAGAAGAAGAAGAAGGCCGAAGAGCCCCCACCGCGUGCCCCCACGCCUCCACCUCAGAGCUAUUCUCCAGAGCCCGAAACAUUUAAUGAAGGCGCCGACGACAUAUGGGCGGAGCUGGCUCCCAAGGGUUCUAAGAACAAAAAGACCAAAGCUAUUGAGGCUUCAAAGGAAGAAAAGCCCGCGGCAAAGGGUUUCUGGGCAACUCUUACUGGUGGAUCAGCAGCCAAGACCAAGUCGAAGAAGGAGGAGCCUCCUCAGGAGGAAGACCUUUUGAUCGACGUUGAAGACGACCCUCCUGCUGAACCUGAAGUUGAACCAGAGCCUGAGCCGGAACCAGAGCCUGAGCCUGAGCAUGAGCCAGAGCCGGAACCGGAACCAGAGCCAGAAAAGCCCAAGGCCAAGGCCAAGCUUUCGGUCGCUGAGCGUAUCAAGGUUCUGGAACAAAACAGAAGGGAAAAACUCGAGGCAAAGACUUCCAAAUCCAAGUCCAAGGAGAAGAAGGUUGAAGCUGAACCUGCACCUGAACCAGAAGUCAUUCCUGAGCCAGAACCACCUGUAGAAGAGCCAAAGAAAAAGUCCAAGUCUAAAAGAGACCCCGAUGAGGACAGAGAACUUUCCAGAGACUCGGUUCCUGGCAGUUUCCCAGAUGAGCCUCCUGCUGAACCAGAGCCAGAACCGGAACCCGAGCCAGAACCGGAACCCGAGCCAGAACCAGAACCAGAACCUGAGCCUGAAGUAGUACAAGAGCCUGAACCUGAACCUGAGCCGGAACCUGAUCUUUCCAAGAUGAGUAAGAAGGAGCUGAAGAAGUAUAAGAAGGCCCAAGCAGCAGCCGCUGCCGCCAAGGAAUUUGCUGCGCCACCACCACCAGAAGAGCCCCCAGCUCCGGAACCUGAAUCUCAACCUGAGCCCGAACUUGAGCCUGCACCUGAACCUGAGGCUGCGGAGGCAGCUGAUCCAGUUGAUGCGGCUGAUGACGGUGCGCCGCCAACACCUCCCCCUGAGGAACCGGAACCAAAGCCUACCAAAUUCUCAAAAAAGGAGCGCCCCCGUGCGGAACGCACCACUACCUCCUCUGGCUGGGGUAGUUUCUGGGGUGCAGCACCACCUCCAAAGAAAUCAAGCAAGAAGGAGGCUAAACCACCGAAGGAGCCUGAGCCGGAACCAGCACCAGAGCCCGAGUCUGAGCCCGAGGCAGCACCAGAACCGGAACCAGAGCCAGAGCCAGUAGCGGAGCCCGAGGUGGUAGAGCCCGAGGAAGCAGAAGCUCCGCAAGAAGAAGAGCCUCCUAAGGCACUACCCAAGGAAAAGAAAUCUUCGAAGACCAAGGAAUCCCGGAAAAAGGAAUUCACUCGAGAAGAGCGCCCUGCUGCAGCCGUACGACCAAAGGCCACCAAGUCUCGACCAAAGGAGCCUGAGCAAGAUCUGGAGAAAUCAUCGACAUCAGACCGCGAUAAACAACGAGAACGUGAAGCACGCGCCUCCAAACAGCAGCGUGCCACCGCCAUUUCCAAUUUCAUUCUUGGUACUCCGCCAUCUGCACGGACAAAGUCAACACGUAAGCCGCCCACAUCAAAAUCAGCUUCUAGACCGGUAUCUCGAAGGCCAUCAGUAGACGAGGACGCCAUGCUAUCACCCUCUCCAGAUGAGAGACGUGAGCGACGUGAGAUGCCCGAUAAGGCAGCUAAGUUGAUGGGCAUGAGCGCUUCCAAAUCGAAGCAGCGUGAACGUCCACGGACAGAGAGACGAAAGUCAGGUAAGCUCAUAAUUUACAUCCCACGCUAA